Messenger RNA from Acyrthosiphon pisum (pea aphid), 4375 nucleotides. RefSeq names its product bromodomain-containing protein 3. The record is from RefSeq and is a predicted model, not a curated record. NCBI's taxonomy places the organism in Eukaryota, Metazoa, Arthropoda, Insecta, Hemiptera, Aphididae. Gene Ontology annotation, biological process: regulation of DNA-templated transcription; chromatin remodeling. Gene Ontology annotation, cellular component: nucleus; chromatin. Bases 791 to 4243 code for a protein of 1150 amino acids. The transcript has 22 exons.
GGCGCCAGUUAAAUCGCUCGCGCGCUGGAGGUAUGGAGCAUUCCGUCAAAUACGCGCCCUAGCAAUAUAGGUAUUAGGUAGGUAGGUGAACCGUGGAAGUCGCGCGGUUUUUUCGCGUUCGUCAAAAAUCGUGUCCGGUACCCCCCCGGGGAACCGCGGCCUAUAGUCAUCGGUGGGGACGGGCGCGGGGGAACCCGCCAUGUUGAUGUCGGCGUAAGCGCCAAAACCGUAAAAUAACGCUAACGGUGUAUUGGCGGCUUACGCACACACACACACACACACACAUAUGUACGUUACGUACACGUUUAAGCGCGCGCGUACACACACACACGCUCAGGUCUGCACUCACACACACACGUUCACAAGCGCGCCAACACGCGCGCACACACACACAAGCGGCGCACACCACGUACAUGUCGCGGCCGCCGUCCAGUUACUGGUCGCGGCGGUUAUUAAUAAAAUAACAAAACAAAUAAUAGUAAUAAUAAUAGUAUAAAACACUGUAACAUUAUUGUUAUAAUAUAAUAUUAAAAUAUUUUAUAAUAUUAUAUUAAUAUUUAUUAACGGACACACAUGGGUGUAAGCGUUCCGUGGGCUCGUGUGUUGUUCGUGUUAAACGCCGUCGUCGCGCUGUUCCAGUGUUCUCUGAUCAGUUUUCGCGCCCAAGUUCGGUGCGCGCCCGUUCACGUCGCAUCAAUGCUCUGACUCGCCGCCACCUUCGCCGCAGCCGCCGCAUCAGCAACGCCGCCGACGCGCCGCUACAUUUGCCCCAUCAAACAGUGGGUUCAAUAUGCAGCAGGUGCCAGUUUCAACUCAAAAUAGUGGUGCGCCGGCAGAUACUUCAAAUGCAAAGCCUGAUGGUGGAGAGGUUGCACCACCACGGAAUGAGCCAUAUAUUGAGCCGGUGAAUGGUAUUGUUCAACCACCAGUUGUACCUCCACCAAAUCGACCUGGCCGACUCACCAAUAAACUUAAUUUCCUUCAAAAGACUGUAAUGAAGGCUCUUUGGAAACAUCAACAUGCAUGGCCUUUCUAUCAGCCGGUGGAUGCCAGCAAACUUAAUUUACCUGACUACCAUAAAGUAAUCAAAACACCAAUGGAUUUGGGUACUGUAAAAAAGCGUUUAGAAAAUAAUUACUAUUGGUGUGCUGAUGAAUGUAUACAAGAUAUUAAUGCAAUGUUUUCCAAUUGUUAUACAUACAAUAAACCUGGGGAAGAUGUAGUUCUCAUGGCUCAAACAUUGGAAAAAAUAUUUCUUGCCAAGAUGGGACAGAUGGUAAAAGAAGAGACUGUUUUGCCCCAACAUAAACCGGCUGUGAAAAAUCAUUCAAUUAUUCAGAAACCUCCCAGUCAGAACCAACCAAUUGCUGUAGCUCCUGGUUCAACUGCUAUGGGCACCACUCCUCAUUCCCAACAUAAUUCUCUUCCACCUCAAAUUUUAGCUCCAACAACGAGUGAUUAUGUAGCACAACCAGUUAACAUACCUUUAGGAGCAGCAAAUUCACUAACUGGUGGAAAACUGAAAAAAGGAGUUAAAAGAAAAGCAGAUCCUAGUCCCAUCAAUUCUAUUGACUCCUCCACCAUUUAUCCUGGCCCAAUAGCCACAUCAACAACCCCUGUUCAACCUUUACAAUCAUCUAUUCGUAGAGAAUCUGGUCGACAAAUAAAAAAACCGAGAGUGCCAGAUGAAGGAAUUCUAUACUCUCAAAAUACGACUUUACCUACUGGAGGAUCCGGCUCAAUACCAGACGGAAAAACCAAAGAAAAAUUGACUGAGGCAUUGAAGGGUUGUACUGAAGUGCUUAAAGAAUUGUUUACCAAAAAACAUGCGGCAUAUGCAUGGCCGUUCUACAAGCCUGUUGAUGCUGCUUGGUUGGGCUUGCAUGAUUAUCAUGACAUUAUUAAGAAGCCUAUGGACCUGGGAACAGUAAAGACCAAAUUAGACAACAGAGAAUAUAAAAAUUCAAAAGAUUUUGCAGCAGAUGUUAAUUUAAUAUUUUCUAAUUGUUAUAAGUACAAUCCUAAAGAUCACGAUGUAGUAGCAAUGGCAAAGAAAUUACAAGCUGUAUUUGAAGCUAAAAUGUCAAAAGUACCACCAGACCCACCUUUAAUAGAAAUGAAAAUGGAACCUGAAGAUGAAAGUAGUUCAGAAGGAAGUUCUGGUUCAUUCAGUGAUUCUGACGAUUCUGAAGAUCUAGAAAAUUCAAGGAAAAUUCAAGAAUUCCAAGAAAAAUUAAAUGCUCUACAAGAUCAAAUGAAAAGGUUAGUUGAAGAAAGUGCCAGAAAGAAAAAACAAAAAAAAAAUAGUAUGAAUAAUUCAAAGAAGAAGAAACAUUCUACCAAUGAUAAAUUAGUUUCAUCUGCGUCAAAACCUCCAUUAGCUGUAGCUCUCAAUAGUACACCAAUGAAUAUUAUGGCUAACUCUACCAUUACCAAUGAUAUUAAAAUGUUACCAAUUGAGCCAUCUAUGAAUGCUAAAUCAGCAGCUCAGCAGUUGCGCCAUCCUAUGGCAAAUGCUUCAGCUGGUCUAACAACUAAAGGGACUAAAGGUAAAAGUGCCGGUACCAGAGGUCCUGCUAAAGCACCAGCACAACCAAAGCGUCCUAGAGUUAAUUCUAAAGCAAAUAAUCCGAAAAAGAAGAAUUCUGUUAGUGCCCCAGCAUUUGAUUCUGAAGAUGAAGACAAUGCUAAGCCUAUGUCUUAUGAUGAAAAACGUCAGUUGAGCUUAGAUAUCAACAAGUUACCAGGAGAUAAACUUGGUCGAGUAGUACAUAUUAUCCAGUCACGUGAACCGUCACUUAGAGACUCAAAUCCAGAUGAAAUCGAGAUUGAUUUUGAGACCCUUAAACCAUCAACAUUACGGGAACUUGAGUCUUAUGUGGCUUCAUGUCUGAGGAAAAAACCACGUAAGAUCACCAAUAAAAAAGUUUCUGGUAAACCUAAAGAAGAACUUGGAGAGAAAAAACACGAGAUUGACAAAAGAUUAGAUGUUAGCGGGCAACUUUCUACUACUAAAAAGGGCAAGAAAGAUGCUAAAGCUACGGAAAUUAGUGGUCCAUCUCGAUUAUCUGCAUCUAGUUCUAGUAGCUCAGAUUCUGAUUCAAGUUCAUCGAGUUAUUCAACAUCAUCUAGUGAUUCAAGUGAUUCAGAACAUGGUGGCAACAAGCAAAAAAAGAAGAAACGUUUGUCCGACGACGUGUCGAUAAACAAAUCGGCUGAAGGCCAAAAAUCGACAAAUUCUAUGAAACAAACAGGUCCAAACUCAACAUCUGUCAAUUCGAUCAACAAACCAGUUGUUAACGCUCAACAGAAUGUUCCACCAAAAAAACCACCAGUAGUAACAAAUCCAAUGGCUAUAAAUACUUCCAAAACAAAUACAAUGACUAUAAAUACUUCAAAGGCUAACCCUGCAAUUCACUCUAAACCAACACCAGUUGUAUCUACAGCACCAAAUCUUCCUACAACAAAUGGAAAUAUAUCCAAUGGGGAUUCAAAUACUUCAUCAAUGACUCAAGAUAUAACACCUAAUGGUGUUCUAUUACAACCAACUAAGGUCGAAGUUAAAACUGAGCCUGGACUUCCAGUUAGCAGUACCUCACAGCCCAUAGUCUCACUAGGGACGAUGCCUAAUGAGAAUACAGUACUCUCAUCAAUUGCGUCAGUGUUUGAUCCUCUUACACCUCCUAGCAGUCAACCUACCAAUAAUAAUUCAUUACGUGUUCCUGACAAACAGGCUGCACAUAUAGUGGUGCCCACAUCCAACAUGCACAACUCUCUUAAUAAUGACGGACUUUCAGUUCAGCAUGUCGAUAUAGCACCAGUCAUGAAUUCUGUAGCUGCUGUUCAUCAUUCAGCUACACCACCAUUAAUGGUCCAACCCCAAAUAGAUAAUAAACCUCGCCCAUCACCAAUUACUCCAGUUAUUCAAAAUACAAAUCAGGUAUUUCCACAGUUCAAUUUAGAUUCCUCCCCUCAGGUUCCAGCGUCAUUUAUGGGACCAUUACGUCACCACCACCACCAUCUACAUUCUUUCCCUGUCCCAUGGGAUCCUAAUAUUGGGCCUUCUUAUGACACAGCAGAUCUAUCUGAUCAAAGAGUUGUUAAUGCUGCUACUAGUGUUUGGAGUUCAUUAGCCCAACAAGCUGCAUCAGACGCUAAUAAUCAAGUACCUGGAGCUUCAAUAAAACCAUCUACAGCCGAUUCUUUUCAGCAGUUUAAAAAACAAGACAAAAGAAAAUGCUAAAAAGCAACGUGCAUUAAUUGAACAACAAGAAAUGAGGCGUCAUCAAAAAGAACAAGCAGAAAAAGAACGCAUUCGUAUUGAAAAUGAAAAAAGAAGAGAAAAGGAAGAAGAAGAAGCUCUUGAAAAAGCUAG